UAGCUUCCAUAAACGAUUGGGAACCCUAGCUAGUUUUUGUAAAGCUGGUGAAGGGAUUUGUUGCUCAUCCUCGUUAUAUUUUUCAUCGCAAGUCUCUUCAGCAAGCUCCCUAAACCCUAAAACUGGGGCCUUGAUUGACCGACAAGUCUUUUGUGUUUGAAAUUAAUGGGGGAGAACAAAUUCAAGAAGAUAACUGCUGUGGUUCCAAAUGAAACCGAUUUUGUCAGAGCCAUCGGUUUAGAGUUUCGGAGACCAGAGUGCUUCCGUCGUUUCCGUGAUGAUGAUCAUAUCUUUGAUAUCCAAAACCACUAUGCGCUCAAGAUCAGCUCUGCGGAGGCAAGGUUUUCAGAGAUGCUCAAUGAGGUUUUAGUCCAGUUUCCUCGCCCCCAUACUCUUAAUCGGUCGCACACCCUCCUUCUCCAUGAGCGCUAUAACCUUGCACGCUACGCUUUAGCUUUAUCUGAUGUCUCCGAUGCUGAGGACAUGGUCAAAUCAGUCUCCGAUGACUUUGUACGCCAGCUUCUUUUCACUCGCACGGAUGAUUUUGACUCGCGGGACAAGUGCAAGUCCCUGAGAGUGUCUGCUCUUGCGCGUAUGUUUACUUUUGCCAAGAGAUGCGUUCCUGUUUUGGCUUUUCUCCAAAGGGUCAGGGAGUACAUGGCGAAUCUGGACGAUGAUGCUGGUCCUACUACUCUGAUGAACCAGUAUCGGGACGACUUGGCCGCGGGCGCAUUCCCUAAACCUGUUACUGAAGACGAAAUUGCCGACUUUGUUGAACCAGAGACUCUGCUUUGGCUUGAGGAACUGGAUCGUCAAUAUGACCUCAGCCUCGAAGGUGAUGUUGGUCAAGGAGUGGAUUGUGAAAAUCUCGGACGCAUGGAAGCCUUGGUUAUCUAAAAUGGCUUUUUUGAUUAUCGCUGAUAUAUGAACUUGUUGAAGAAUGAAUGUUCUAUCAGCUUUUUUUAUUUUAUUUUAUUUUACUAAUAAUGUAUGCUUCUUUGUUAUCCGGUUCCGGACCAUCUUAUG
Molecule: messenger RNA, 1026 nt
Organism: Camelina sativa (false flax)
Lineage: Eukaryota; Viridiplantae; Streptophyta; Magnoliopsida; Brassicales; Brassicaceae
Product: nucleolar GTP-binding protein 1
Source: RefSeq, a predicted model, not a curated record